Molecule: messenger RNA, 2739 nt
Organism: Kwoniella shivajii
Lineage: Eukaryota; Fungi; Basidiomycota; Tremellomycetes; Tremellales; Cryptococcaceae
Exons: 11
Coding region: 1-2739 (912 amino acids)
Biological process (GO): mitotic DNA replication checkpoint signaling; DNA replication initiation; mitotic G2 DNA damage checkpoint signaling
Source: RefSeq, a predicted model, not a curated record
AUGAAUCGACGCGGUCAUUUAUCAACCAAAAUACCUCAGGUAAAAUUACGUCCCGCACCUGCUGGAACAUCGAAUCGGAAAACAAGAGAAGCUUCACCUAUAAAUAAAGUAGAUGAAGAAAUCAUGAGACGAGCUUUGGCUGAUGCUGAAGAUGAGGAAAGUUCAACAGCCGCUUUAAGAAGGAAUACGAAACCUUGGAAAGGUGUGAUCAUAACUUUUACAGGAGUAGACAAUAAACCCGCACUGACGGCAUUGGCAAAAGAGCUCGGUGCGAUGGUAGAAAAUGCUCUGACGAUACAUGUAACUCAUGUAGUAGCCGUGGGGUUUGGGUCCGCAAAAUACCUAUAUGCCGUGGAACACCUCUUACCCGUUAUGGAACCUUCAUGGAUCGAAGACGCUCAUGCGCAAUGGUUAAAUGGGGAAGAAUUAGAUACUGAACUUGAUCAAGAAAAUCAUAGAUUAUUACCUUUCGUGGGAUUGAAAAUAGCAAUGUCAGGUAUAGAACCUCUCGAUCGACGUAAACAGUUAAUCAAGCAUAUUCAAAAUUCAGGUGGAACAUAUUCGAAAGAUUUAGAUAGAUCGUGUACACACUUGAUUUCGGCCAAACCAACAAACGAACCUAGAUCAUCUGAAAAAGUAAAAUGGGCUUUGAGGGAAAUAGCGGAUUUAGGCGCAAGGAAAAGGAAAGGAGUUAAAGUUGAUCAAGAUGAAGAAAUGAAAAUUAUUUAUGAAGAAUGGAUUUGGGAUUGCGUGGCUUAUAAUGGUAGAUGGAAAGAAGAUUUUUAUGAUGCUAGAAAGCCUAGAAGAAGUGGUAAAGUCGUUCCUGAGGACGUAAUCAAUGGGACUAUCAAUUUACAAAAAGAGAAGAAAACACUUGGUGAAAGUGAUACUACGAGUGGGGGAAAAGAUCCAGUAGAUAAUAACGAGCCUGCCAUUAUGAGGAAACGGAAAAGAGAAUCCCUAAGUACACUAGUGACUGAGUUAGUAUCAACAACAGGUGUCAAAGCAGAUCGUGAAUCACCUAUACCACCAACAACGAAAAGAUCAUCAUCCCCUCAACAACCUAGAAAAGAUGAGGGGAAGCCCGACAUGAACCGGAAACCUUCGUUGUUACAUGUAUCACGGUCAACUUCAUUUGCGACUACUCCUCUUGUAAAUCCACCCAAACCCGAACGGACAACUCCAAUACCACCUACAGCUCAUCCACAGCCCCUUGAAGAAAGAAACAAGGAAGAUGAACAACAACAACCUUCAAAGGGACCUAAGACGUUCUUCGAGGGAUUGAAGUUCAGCCAUGUCAUUCAAGAACAAUGCGAUGGAUUGGAAAAUGCCAUUAGACAACAUGGUGGUAUGCUGGUGAGCGAUGAAAAGAGGAAAGAUGGAGAAAGAGUAGAUUAUAUAAUAGUCAGACUAUGCUCUGACGUUAGACCUGAUCUGACGGAAAAUGAUCGGGAUACAGUGGUAGUGACGGAAUGUUGGGUGGAGGGAUGUUGUUUCGAGGAACGGCUGCUCUCGCCAGACAAACACAUCGUAUUCAGACCAUUACCUGCACCCAUGCCAAUAGCUGGCACACCAAAACUCAACGUACAUCUCUCUGGCUUUUCAGCUGAGAACAACGUUUAUAUGCGGAGAUUACUACGAGCGAUAGGAGGAACACUGUCAGUGAAGCUGAAUCGUCAAACAACGCAUCUCAUAACGGUCCCCACAACCGGUCAGAAAGUUGAAAAAGCAAGGGAAUGGGGUGUGAAAGUAAUGAAAGAAUCAUGGCUGGUAGCUAUGGGCCGAUCCGGACAACUGGAACCAGAGGAAGGACAUAGACAUAAGUUCACGCCCACAGUUGCCGUUAGAGCAGUGGGGAAGACAAGCGACUUGACUGCCAAUUUAUCAACAAUGUCUGAUUUACCAGAUAACAGUGAUUUCUUACUUCGACCUCCAUCGAGUAAAUCGACUUCUCAAAACAUGCCAACCAUAUCACCUGGACGUAUGCUUAAACCCUCUCCUACGCAUAUCGAUGAUCCUUCGACUAUGUCAACAUCCUCUAUUCGCAUGGGAGGGGAAGGAGGAGGAGAAAGUCGCCCAUCCGUUAUGCAAACAAAGACAAUCGAAAAUAUCUUGUCACCACCUAAAGCGCAAACCGAACGAUUACUGAACUCAGCCACGGUACCACCGAUUCCUCCGUUCAAUACUGAUAAAAUGGAAAAGGAAAAAGAGAAGAUAUCGCGCACGACUUCUGCGCCUAUACAGCAAACUGAAUCAAUACCGCUGCCUAUUAUGAAUGACAGUCUAGGUGAAAGAGCUCAGUCUAUGAGUAGUUUACCUUUAGGUAGACCCACAUCGAUCGGAGGAACAGGGACAGAAAUGACUGAAGUGUUGAGACAACUUGCUGAGAAAGAUGGAAGUACACCAUUGAAAACGAAGGUCGUCAGAAGAGCCAGGCCCAGUGCGAGAAUAAAAAACGCUCGAUCACCUUUGAACAGUCUUUCACCUGCAGCAUCGAAGUUCUCAGCACCUCCUUCCCCUAAAGAAGCAGAUCCAGAUACAUCUUACAUGGGAGCGGAUGGGACACCCGUCUCAAUCGAUGGUGAUGCCGAUAUAGAUAAUGAUGCAGGAGCGGGAGUAGGAGAAGAAAGCGUUCAAGUCAGAUAUGUGGAUGCUGCUUCUGCGAGGGAAAGAAGAAAAAUCAUGGCUUUGCUCGAUCACGGUGAAGGUGGUAGUAGCAAGAAAGCUAAGAGGAAGUGA